ACCUCGCCUUCUCCCGCUGCGGCGCAGACGCUGUCCAGGGUGCUGAAGGGCGGCUCGGUGCGAAAACUCCGCCGUGCCAAGCAGCUGGUGCUCGAGCUGGGCGAGGAGGCGAUCCUGGAGGGCUGCGUCGGGCCUCCGGAGGAAGCAGCUGUGGGGCUGCUCCAGUUCAACCUCAGCGAGCUGUUCAGCUGGUGGAUUCACCACGGGGAAGGGCGGCUGAGAAUUCGCCUGAUGCCCGAGAAGAAGGCUUCGGAACUGGGGAAGGUGGGAAGGCUGUCCUCCGCAAUCCGCGCCUCCCAGCCCCGCCUUCUCUUCCAGAUCUACCAGACCGGUCAUAACACCUUGGAGUCACCAACAAACAUGCCUUCUCCUCCUGAUUAUUUUUUGUGGAAUCUGACCUGGAUAAUGAAAGAUUCCUUCCCUUUCCUGUCUCAUCGCAGCCGAUAUGGUUUGGAGUGUAGCUUCGACUUCCCCUGUGAGCUGGAAUAUUCUCCUCCACUGCAUAACCUUGGGAACCAGAGCUGGUCCUGGCGCCAUGUGCCAGCUGAGGAGGCCUCCCAGAUGGACUUGUUGGAUGGACCUGAGGCAGAACAUUCUAAGGAGAUGCCCAGAGGCUCCUUCCUCCUCCUCAACACCUCAGCAGACUCCAAACAUACCAUUCUCAGCCCAUGGAUGAGGAGUAGCAGUGAGCUCUGUACGCUAGCUGUCUCUGUGCACAGGCAUCUGCAACCCUCUGGGAGGUACAUUGCCCAGCUGCUGCCCCACAAUGAGGCCGCGAGAGAGAUUCUCCUGGUACCCACGCCAGGGAAGCACGGCUGGACAGUGCUGCACGGAAGAAUCGGGCGCCUAGAGAACCCCUUCCGAGUGGCCCUGGAAUACAUCUCCAGUGGAAACCGAAGUCUGUCUGCGGUGGACUUCUUUGCCCUGAAGAACUGCAGUGAAGGAACGUCCCCAGGCUCCAAGAUGGCCCUGCAGAGUUCCUUCACUUGUUGGAAUGGCACAGUCCUCCAGCUCGGGCAGGCCUGCGACUUCCACCGGGACUGCGCCCAGGGAGAAGAUGAGGGCCAGCUGUGCAGUCAGUUUCCUGCUGGUUUUUACUGUAACUUUGAGGAUGGUUUCUGCGGCUGGAUGCAAGGCACCCUCUCACCCCACGUGCCCUGGUGGCAGGUCAGGACCCUGAAGGAUGCCCGGUCCCAGGACCACCAAGACCAUGCCCUGUCGCUCAGCACCACGGAUGUCCCCGGUCCUGAAAGCGCUACAGUGACCAGUGCGACGUUUCCUGCUCCGAUGAAGAACUCCCCAUGCGAGCUCAGAAUGUCCUGGCUCAUCCGUGGAGUCUUAAGGGGAAACGUGUCCUUGGUGUUGGUGGAGAACAGAACUGGGAAGGAACAAAGCAGGACGGUCUGGCACCAGGCUGCCAGUGAAGGCUUGAGCUUGUGGCAGCGGGCAGUGCUUCCUCUCUUCAACGUGUCCGACAGGUUCUGGCUGCAGAUGGUCGCAUGGUGGGGGCAAGGAUCCAGAGCCACCGUAGCUUUUGACAAUAUCUCCAUCAGUCUGGACUGCUACCUCACCAUCAGUGGGGAGGACAAGAUGCCCCAGACUGAAGAACCCAAAUCAAGAAAUCUAUUUGAGAGAGACACAAACAAGGAGCCAAAGUCCUGGGAAAACAUACCAAGGCAGACUCCCAUCUUCGACCCUACAGUUCACUGGCUGUUCACCACAUGCGGGGCGAGCGGGCCCCAGGGCCCCACUCAGACCCAGUGCAACAACGCCUACCAGAACUCCAACCUGAGCGUGGUGGUGGGGAGCGAAGGACCCUUGAAGGGCAUCCAGAUCUGGAAAGUGCCAGCCACUGACACCUACAGCAUCUCUUGCUAUGGAGCCGCUGGCGGGAAAGGCGGAAAGAACACCAUGACACGGUCCCACGGCGUGUCUGUGCUGGGCACCUUCAACCUGGAGAAGGACGACAUGCUGUACAUCCUCGUCGGGCAGCAGGGAGAGGACGCCUGCCCCAGUACCAACCAACUAAUCCAGAAAGUCUGCGUUGGAGAGAGCACUGUGAUCGAAGAAGAAAUUCGUGUGAACAGAAGUGUGCAUGAGUGGGCAGGAGGAGGAGGAGGCGGGGGUGGAGCCACCUAUGUGUUUAAGAUGAAGGAUGGGGUGCCUGUGCCCCUCAUCAUUGCAGCCGGAGGUGGCGGCAGAGCCUACGGGGCCAAGACAGACACAUUCCACCCAGAGAGACUGGAGAAUAACUCCUCGGUCCUAGGGCUGAACGGCAAUUCCGGAGCCGCAGGUGGUGGAGGUGGCUGGAAUGAUAACACUUCCUUGCUCUGGGCCGGAAAAUCUUUGUUGGAGGGUGCUACCGGAGGACAUGCCUGCCCCCAGGCCAUGAAGAAGUGGGGUGCUGCAGGUGGCAGUGCAGCCGCAAACAAUGACCCCGAAAUGGAUGGGGAAGAUGGGGUUUCCUUCAUCAGUCCCCUGGGCAUUCUGUACACCCCGGCUUUAAAAGUGAUGGAGGGCCACGGGGAAGUGAAUAUUAAGCAUUACCUAAACUGCAGUCACUGUGAGGUAGACGAAUGUCACAUGGACCCUGAGAGCCACAAGGUCAUCUGCUUCUGUGACCACGGCACGGUGCUGGCUGAGGACGGCAUCUCUUGCAUUGUGUCGCCCACCCCAGAACCUCACCUGCCUCUCUCGCUGAUCCUCUCCGUGGUGACCUCUGCCCUGGUGGCCGCCCUUGUCCUGGCUUUCUCAGGCAUCAUGAUAGUGUACCGCCGGAAGCACCAGGAGCUGCAGGCCAUGCAGAUGGAGCUGCAGAGUCCUGAGUACAAGUUGAGCAAGCUCCGCACCUCCACCAUCAUGAGCGACUACAACCCCAAUUACUGCUUUGCCGGCAAGACCUCCUCCAUCAGUGACCUGAAAGAGGUGCCGCGGAAAAACAUCACCCUCAUUCGGGGUCUGGGCCAUGGCGCAUUUGGGGAGGUGUACGAAGGCCAGGUCUCCGGAAUGCCCAAUGAUCCGAGCCCCCUGCAAGUGGCUGUGAAGACGCUGCCGGAAGUGUGCUCAGAGCAGGACGAAUUGGACUUCCUCAUGGAAGCCCUGAUCAUCAGCAAAUUCAACCACCAGAACAUCGUGCGCUGUAUCGGGGUGAGCCUGCAAGCCCUGCCCCGCUUCAUCCUGCUGGAGCUCAUGGCAGGCGGAGACCUCAAGUCCUUCCUCCGGGAGACACGCCCUCGCCCAAGCCAGCCCUCCUCCCUGGCCAUGCUGGACCUGCUGCACGUGGCUCGGGACAUUGCCUGUGGCUGUCAGUAUCUGGAGGAAAACCACUUCAUCCACCGGGACAUUGCUGCCAGGAACUGCCUCCUGACCUGUCCCGGUAGUGGAAGAAUAGCGAAAAUUGGAGACUUUGGGAUGGCCCGAGACAUCUACAGAGCCAGCUACUACAGGAAGGGAGGCUGUGCCAUGCUGCCCGUCAAAUGGAUGCCUCCUGAGGCCUUCAUGGAAGGAAUAUUUACUUCUAAGACAGACACAUGGUCCUUCGGCGUGCUGCUGUGGGAAAUCUUCUCUCUGGGGUACAUGCCGUACCCCAGCAAGAGCAACCAGGAGGUUCUGGAGUUCGUCACCAGUGGAGGACGGAUGGACCCACCUAAGAACUGCCCCGGACCUGUGUACCGGAUAAUGACUCAGUGCUGGCAACACCAGCCUGAAGACAGGCCCAAUUUUGCCAUCAUUCUGGAGAGGAUCGAGUACUGCACACAGGAUCCGGAUGUCAUCAACACGGCUCUGCCGGUGGAGUACGGCCCGCCCGUGGAGGAGGAGGAGAAAGUGCCCAUGCGGCCCAAAGACCCCGAGGGGAUGCCGCCCCUGCUGGUGUCCCCGCAGCCCUCCAAGGGGCAGGAGGAGCGCGUCCCACAGCAGGGCUUACCCCUGGAGGCCGCCGCCCCUGGAGCUGGGCACUGUGAGGACGCCGUGCUGAAGAGCAAGGGCAGCGCCAGCCAGCCUGGGCCCUGA
Molecule: messenger RNA, 4011 nt
Organism: Fukomys damarensis (Damara mole-rat)
Lineage: Eukaryota; Metazoa; Chordata; Mammalia; Rodentia; Bathyergidae
Gene: Alk
Product: ALK receptor tyrosine kinase
Exons: 30
Biological process (GO): positive regulation of kinase activity; protein phosphorylation; cell surface receptor protein tyrosine kinase signaling pathway
Cellular component (GO): signaling receptor complex; membrane
Molecular function (GO): transmembrane receptor protein tyrosine kinase activity; protein binding; ATP binding
Source: RefSeq, a predicted model, not a curated record